AUGGAUAACAAUCGUCUUCUUUAUUGUCAAGGAAGAAAAGAUCAUCAAGUCAAACUACAUGGACAACGAAUUGAACUUGGUGAAAUCGAACGAUGUUUACCUAACAUUAUAUCUAUCUCUGCUUGUGUUGUCAUGAAAUGGAAUGAUGAUUAUUUAGUUGCUUAUAUUCAAUCUUCUAAUGUGAAUGAAGAAGAACUACGUCAAUAUUGUCAAUCUCAUCUUCCACCACAUAUGAUUUCAUCCAUAUUUAUUAUACUCGAUAAAUUAUCUUUGAAUCCAAAUGGAAAAAUAGAUCGAAAACAACUUCCUUCACCCCAGUUUUCCUUAUCAACUUUGUUAUCGUCCGAUAAAUCUAAUACUCCUCUUAAUCAGUUCGAAGAACGUAUACACGCUAGUUGGUGUCAAGUCCUUCAUUCUAAUGAAAAUCAAAUUUCUAGAACUACCAAUUUUUUUAGUGUUGAUGGUCAUUCACUUUUAUUUGUUGAACUUUAUCCUCAUUAUCAAUCAGUAUUUAACUUUGAUGCUCAUACACUGUCGAUUGCUCCAUUCCUUCAACAACCAACUAUAUUUCAACAUUCACAAUUACUUCAAACAGUUGCAGCGAAUAAUAUCAAGGCAACACAAUGGUACACGUUGCAUAUAAAUGAAGGUAUUGCCUCUUUUGCUCAGGAACGUAUAUAUCUCGAUGAGCAAGUUCGUUUUUCGAGUGAUAUUGCUAUCUAUAACGAACUAUCGACUUUACAAGUUGUUGAAGGAUCAUUAUCAUUCAACCGUUUAUCACAAGCAUUUCGAUAUGUUUUGAAUAAACAUAAAAUAUUAUGUACAUCUCUUGUAUUUAACAAUGAUGAUGGUAUUUUGAAACAGUACAUUACAGAUGUACAUGAUACAUUCACAAUAACUGUGAAUCAAACAUUUCAAAAUGAAAAUGAACUUCGAGAUAUUAUUUAUCAAACAACUAUUAAUCCCAUGCUCUUCGAUUUAUCAACUGGUCGUGUUUUUCAUGCUGAAAUUCUGAGACAUCAAAUAUCAUUAAAUGAAAAUGAAAAUAAUAGCAAUGAGUUCAUAAUGAAUUCUGAUAUUCUCCUCAUUGCUUUUCAUCAUGCAGCAUUCGAUCGAGCAAGUCGUUCAGUCUUUUUUAACGAUCUGUGUUUAGCUUAUAAUACUAAUGCAACAUCAAUAGAAGAUGAUGAAUCAUUGCAAUAUAUCGAUUAUAGUAUACAUGAACGUCUAAUUGACAUGACAACGUCUCGUGAAUUCUGGCAUUUGCAAUUAAAAGCACACAAUUUGGAAUCUCGAUUAUCAUUACCAGUUGAUCGACAUCGUUUGUCUAAUGAUAAUCGAUCGAGUUCUGCUUCUGUCACUCAAAUCUCUUUUGACAACAAAAGUUCACAAUUAUUUCUUGAUUAUGCCUCUGUACAUCAUGUGACACCAUUUCAGUUAGGUCUAAGUAUAUUAUAUGCUUUUCUUUUCAAGUUAACUCAUGGUGAAAAUGAUUUAUGCAUUUCUUGUCUUAAUGCUAAUCGAUACAAAUUUGAACUGCAAAAUACAGUUGGAAUGUUUGUUUCUACAUUACCAUAUCGUAUUCAACUUGAUCCUCAUUUGCCAUUUCAUGAUCUUGUUGAAUAUAGCGAUGAAUUAUCUUUGGAUGGAACAAGUCUCAAACAAGUGUCAUUUGAACAAUCGUUUGAAGUGGCUAAGUUUGAUUUUAUGUUAACAUUUAUCUUUGAUCCACUGUUGGAGAAUAAUAGGUUAUCAUUUCGUUUAUCUUGUUCACAUGAUCUGUUUGAUGAAAGUACAGUUACAAAUAUAGAUCGAAGAUUAGAAUGUUUUUUGCAACAACGUUUUCCAUCGAAUCAAACUAUCAAUCAAGUUGAUACAUGUUUUACAUUUAUAUCGAAAUUUGAUCUUAUUCUACCAGAAGAAACUCAACAAAUACAAGAUAUUGUCUUUUGUCGACAAUCAUAUAUAAUGAACGAAGGUAUGUUUAACAAGACAUAA
Messenger RNA from Adineta steineri, 1998 nucleotides. The record is from the annotation of a GenBank genome assembly. Lineage: Eukaryota; Metazoa; Rotifera; Eurotatoria; Adinetida; Adinetidae.